AUGCCUACUAGCUCCCCUCUUCGUGGCGAGGAAAAAUACCUAUUUUUGGGUAAAAUAUGUGAGCGAAUACAAAUGCUUUUGAUAUAAAAAUAUUUUGCUAUAUAAGCGAUUAUUUUUAUAAUGAAAUCUCUAGCUAAUUCUGCUGAAAUUUAAACAGUGCCAUCUAUGGGAAAAUUCUAUAUAAAUUUUAGAAGUUAAAAUGAUGAAAAAUUUAUAUCGGAUUUUUAAAAAAAAAGCCCCUUAAGCGAAACUAAAUUGUUUUGUUCGCUCAGGAGAGUAAGGAUGCAGAAGUGGAGACAGAAGAAAAAGUGCCAAUAGUUAUAUUCAGGUCGAAAUCAGAUUUUAAAUUUAAAGAAAAUGAGAAUAUUAAUUGUCAAGUCCCGAUUUCUGUUCACAUUUCUUCUGUAAAUUUAGAAAAUAACACUUUUUCGACCGGAACUCAAAUUCGUAAUUCAGCAGUUUUUCUUGAAGGAAAACGACUGCGAAGUUUCCAAUGAUGGAUUUUUUUUACCAUUGGCAUUUAAUUAAAAGAAAAUCUUUAGCAUGAUUUGAUCGAAUAUUUAUUCUGAUAUUUGAUAGUGAAAAGUAAUUAAUUUUGAGGAAAAAUUCGAUUAAUAACGAAAAACUUUAACCAAAAAUCUUUUGGUACCAAUGAUCAGCGAAUUCAAGCCCAAUUAAAUCUUCAGCAUUCCACACAAAACGGUCAUCAAGACUAAUGAGUGCUAAAAGUGAAAGCUCUCCGCAGAUCACUGGGUCAGUUGUGAAUUUAAAUGAUAGGAUUAUUGGAGAUCAGCCUAUAAAAAGGACUGUUGAAGCUUUCCAGUUCCCUGUCCAUAUAGGAAAUGACCUUAGAAAAAGAGAUGGAGAAUUCAAAAAAAGUGUAAAUAGAAAUGCGAUCAGAAACAGACAAUUGGGAUAUUUAAGAAAAAGCCUGACAAGGGUAGGCACUGCAGAAGCUAGGAAAAGGCUUGUGAUUAAACUUUAUAAUAACCCUGCAAAUGUAUAG
This is a messenger RNA of Blepharisma stoltei, 1006 nucleotides long. The record is from the annotation of a GenBank genome assembly. Lineage: Eukaryota; Ciliophora; Heterotrichea; Heterotrichida; Blepharismidae.